Cyclospora cayetanensis is the source of this 645-nucleotide messenger RNA. RefSeq lists its product as uncharacterized. The transcript is spliced from 5 exons. Gene Ontology annotation, molecular function: copper ion transmembrane transporter activity. NCBI's taxonomy places the organism in Eukaryota, Apicomplexa, Conoidasida, Eucoccidiorida, Eimeriidae. Gene Ontology annotation, cellular component: plasma membrane. The record is from RefSeq and is a predicted model, not a curated record. Gene Ontology annotation, biological process: copper ion transmembrane transport; intracellular copper ion homeostasis. The coding region runs from base 1 to 645 and encodes 214 amino acids.
AUGGAGAUGCAGAUGACCUUUUACUGGGGCUAUGAUGCCACCAUUCUCUUCUCGUGGUGGCAGUCCACGACCGCUCUAGAAUUCUACCUCUCUUGCCUCACCAUCUUCUUCCUCUGUCUCGGCAGCUCAAAGCUGAAAGCAAUAUGCCACGAUAUUCGGGCGGGGCCUUCCCGGAAGCCGUGGCUUGCUUGGGUGCCCCAUUCUCCCACAGCUGCGAGCUGUGCAGAGCCUUCAGGUACCACAGCUGAGGGGGGUUCGAACGGCUUGCAUGCAUCAUCUCAGUCGCCUCCAGCAGCCGAGCAGGGCAGGUGGAUGGGGGGCCCGCCUCUCCUCUCCGGGGGGGCCCCUCAAUCACUUUACCACAUGGACGCCACCGUGUGGGCUCAGUUGUCUGCUCACCCGGUUCACGGCACUCAACCUGAUCUUGCCGGGAGUCGUCCUAAAAUUCAAAGAGCGAAGCCCGUGGUGGUUUGGCUGCUGAUGUUCAUUUCCGUAAUGAUUGACUGGGCCAUGAUGCUCGUCUGCAUGACCUACAAUGGGGGCCUGUUCCUUGCAGUGGUAGGAGGCGUCUCCACCGGUCAGCUGCUCCUGCAGCAUCACAGCGAUAAGAGCGGCGACUGCUGCUCUGCGAGCACUCACGGCUAA